This is a messenger RNA of Aedes albopictus (Asian tiger mosquito), 2872 nucleotides long. It is a transcript of the gene Prp40, whose product is annotated as pre-mRNA-processing factor 40 homolog A. Bases 159 to 2663 code for a protein of 834 amino acids. The record is from RefSeq and is a predicted model, not a curated record. Gene Ontology annotation, biological process: mRNA cis splicing, via spliceosome. Gene Ontology annotation, cellular component: U2-type prespliceosome; U1 snRNP. Gene Ontology annotation, molecular function: protein binding; RNA binding. Lineage: Eukaryota; Metazoa; Arthropoda; Insecta; Diptera; Culicidae. The transcript has 3 exons.
CAAACCGCCGCGCAUCCACACACUGCUUGCUUGCUUGCUUGUGUCGCGCUUGGUGGAAAAGUAGUGAAAAAAUCGGUCCGACGCGUUUUAGGGAGAUUUUUCCUUCUAUUUUUCGGCGGAAAAUUGCAGCCAAAAGUGGCAUUAGUUAGUCGGUCGUAAUGUCGGUUCCGCCGGUUGCCGGAAUGCAGCACUUUCCGCCGGCGAUGGUACCGUUCAGUGUUCCACCGCCCGGGUUCGGUGCCCCUGAUGGGGCUGCAGCGGUGGCGGCGGCUCUACCCGCGAUGAUUCCGCUGGUUGCCGCCGGAGGGAUGAUCAGUGAGUGGACCGAGCACAAGGCUCCGGACGGUCGAGUGUACUACUACAACAGUGUGACCAAGCAGAGUUUGUGGGAAAAACCGGACGAACUGAAAUCUCCGGCGGAAAAGCUGUUGUCCCAGUGCCCCUGGAAGGAACAUCGAUCGGAUCAGGGUAAGGUCUACUACCACAAUAUCAACACGAAGGAAUCGCAAUGGGUGGCGCCGCCGGAGUACUUGGAGCUGAAGGAGAAAGUGGAUGCGGAAAAGGCGGCCGCCGAUGCGGCGAAGGCAGCUGCUUUGAAGACGGUGGCGGCGGUAUCAGGAGGAAUACCGAUGAUGAUUCCACCGGUGGUAAUGCCGGCAGUGAUGUCUCCAGCGCUGGCGGCCAGCGAAUCGGUUACUUCACUGGCAUCGCUUACGGGAGUUACUCCCGGAUCGGCGGAGAAUUCCUCAUCGGCGCUGGACCAGGCAAUGGCGGCGACGUUAGCCGCGAUAGAAGUUCCAGAAGAUCCCGAGCCAAAGAAGGAGGAAGCGGAGGAGGAGAAGCCACCGGUUGAAGAGGAACCAGUUAUUGAGUUUAAAGACAAGAAGGAGGCCAUUGAGGCGUUCAAGGAGUUCCUCAAAGAGAAGAACAUCCCCUCCAGUGCGAACUGGGAACAAUGCGUGAAGAUUGUUCAGAAAGAUCCCAAGUUCAACGUGUUCAAGAAGCUGCAGGAGAAAAAGCAAGCAUUUAACGCCUAUAAAACGCAGAAGCAAAAGGACGAAAAGGAGGAACAGCGUCUGAAGGUGAAAAAGUCCAAGGAGGAAUUGGAAAAGUUCCUCAUGUCCUCGGACAAAAUGAACUCUACUCUGAAAUACUACCGCUGCGAUGAGCUGUUUGCCAAUCUGGACGUGUGGAAAACAGUUCCGGAGCAGGAUCGCCGGGACAUCUACGAGGAUUGCAUAUUCAACCUGUCGAAACGAGAGAAGGAAGAAGCAAGAGUUCUCAAGAAGCGAAAUAUGCGUGUUUUGGGCGAGCUCCUGGAAGCGAUGACUUCGGUCACCUAUCAAACAACUUGGUCCGAAGCGCAGGUGAUGCUCCUGGAGAAUUCGUCUUUUAAAAAUGACGUCAACUUGCUCGGCAUGGACAAGGAAGACGCCCUCAUAGUAUUCGAAGAACACAUUCGCACCUUAGAGCGCGAAGAAGACGAAGAGAAGGAACGGGAGAAAAAGCGUCUCAAGCGACAGCAGCGCAAGAACCGGGAUCAAUUCCUCGCCCUCCUAGACACCUUGCAUGAGGAAGGUAAAUUGACUUCCAUGUCCCUUUGGGUGGAACUCUAUCCGAUCAUCUCCGCGGAUUUGCGAUUUUCCGCCAUGCUCGGCCAGAUCGGUUCCACCCCGCUCGAUUUGUUCAAAUUCUACGUGGAGAAUCUGAAAGCUCGCUUCCACGACGAAAAGAAGAUCAUCAAGGAGAUCCUCAAGGAAAAGGAGUUCUUCGUGCAAUCCAUUACGACGUUCGAAGAUUUUGCCACCGUCGUGUGCGAGGACAAGCGCUCGGCCACCCUGGAUGCCGGCAACGUCAAGCUCACGUACAACUCCCUGCUGGAAAAGGCCGAAGCGGCCGAGAAGGAACGCCUCAAAGAGGAAACCCGUCGCAUCCGGAAGAUGGAGAACGAACUCAAAGGCAUUUGGAUCGAGGCUGGUCUCUCCGCGGUGGACAGUUGGGAAACGGCUCAGAAGUUGGUGCUCGAUCUGGAGGUGUACGAUGCCUAUGAGAAGGAAGACAAGGUGGAACGACUGUGGGAGGAAUUCAUCAAGGAGGCGGAAGACUCCUGCAGCCAUCACCAUUCGCGGUCGAAGAAGUCCAAGAAAAACCGGAAGCACAAGAAGAAGUCCCGAUCGUCUUCAAAAUCGGAAUCGGACGCUUCGGAGCCGGAAUAUGAGAAACCCUCGAAGAAAAAGCGCAAGUCCAGAUCCCGAUCACGCACCAAGACGUCGGAAUCGGAAAGCGACCAACAAAGUGAGCGCGAGCGGAAGCGCAAGAAGAAGAAAAAGCACCGCAAGCAUUCGCCUUCGCCGUCCUACGACGAGGGUGCCCUUGUGGAAGCCAAGAACGGUCGCGGAACUCCUUCACGUUCUCCUUCGCCGGAGGUCGAACGGAAGAAGAAAAAGAAAGACAAAAAGAAGAAGGAAAAACGCCGGUCCCGCUCGGUAAGCAGUAACCGCCAUCGGACGCCGGAGAAUGGUGGUGGCGGCGGCGGCGGCCGUAACGGUGGUGCAUCCGCUUCGCCCAAGAUUUCCGACGACGCAGCCCUGUCCGAAUCGGAGCUGGAAUCGCAACGGGCAGCCCUUUUGGCCCAGCUGAACGAACAGAUGAUAGACGAGUGAUCCUUGUGGGACCCGGUCGGUGCGUUCCGGACCGGACUGGGCAGAGGUGGACGAUGAACGAUUCUUCAAUUGUAUCAGAACAGCUUUGAUGGAUGAAUAAUUAUGGAGCGAGCUGCUGCUGAAGCAACGCAAGUAGCAAGUAAGUGUAUCUCUAUGAUCCUAGCCAAUAGAAAGGGAUUACGAUUAUAAGGAUAUUAUUGAAGGUAAGA